Messenger RNA from Racocetra persica, 195 nucleotides. Lineage: Eukaryota; Fungi; Glomeromycota; Glomeromycetes; Diversisporales; Gigasporaceae. The record is from the annotation of a GenBank genome assembly.
GUAAGCUUUUUAUUAGAGGGGUGGAUAUUGUGAAAAGAGGUCAAUUUAAGCUUUUCCAUGAUGUAGGUAAGGAAAUUAUAAAUAGAACUUUGAAAGUUAGUAAUGAGGAGACAAUAUACCAGAUUGUUGAAAAAGUUCUUUGGGAAAAUGUAGAAAAACUUUCUAAGUUAGAUUAUGAUGAAUUUAUUCAGACAU